Molecule: messenger RNA, 2933 nt
Organism: Mirounga angustirostris (Northern elephant seal)
Lineage: Eukaryota; Metazoa; Chordata; Mammalia; Carnivora; Phocidae
Gene: PLP1
Product: proteolipid protein 1
Exons: 7
Coding region: 157-885 (242 amino acids)
Biological process (GO): central nervous system myelination; axon development
Cellular component (GO): plasma membrane; myelin sheath
Molecular function (GO): structural constituent of myelin sheath
Source: RefSeq, a predicted model, not a curated record
CUUUUCAUUGCAGGAGAAGAGGACAAAGAUACUCAGAGAGAAAAAGUAAAGGACCGAAGAAGGAGACUGGAGAGACCAGGAUCCUUCCAGCUGAACAAAGUCAGCCGCAAAGCAGACUAGCCAGCCGGCUACAAUUGGAGUCAGAGUUCCAAAGAUAUGGGCUUGUUAGAGUGCUGUGCAAGAUGUCUCGUAGGGGCCCCCUUUGCUUCCCUGGUGGCCACUGGAUUAUGUUUCUUUGGGGUGGCACUGUUCUGUGGCUGUGGACAUGAAGCACUCACUGGCACAGAAAAGCUCAUUGAGACCUAUUUCUCCAAAAACUACCAGGACUAUGAGUAUCUCAUCAAUGUGAUCCAUGCCUUCCAGUAUGUCAUCUAUGGAACUGCCUCUUUCUUCUUCCUUUAUGGGGCCCUCCUGCUGGCUGAGGGCUUCUACACCACCGGCGCAGUCAGGCAGAUCUUUGGCGACUACAAGACCACCAUCUGCGGCAAGGGCCUGAGCGCAACGUUUGUGGGCAUCACCUAUGCCCUGACCAUUGUGUGGCUCCUGGUGUUUGCCUGCUCUGCUGUGCCUGUGUACAUUUACUUCAACACCUGGACCACCUGCCAGUCUAUUGCCUUCCCCAGCAAGACUUCUGCCAGUAUAGGCAGUCUCUGUGCUGAUGCCAGAAUGUAUGGUGUUCUCCCAUGGAAUGCUUUCCCUGGCAAGGUGUGUGGCUCCAACCUUCUUUCCAUCUGCAAAACAGCCGAGUUCCAAAUGACCUUCCAUCUGUUUAUUGCUGCAUUUGUGGGGGCUGCUGCCACACUGGUUUCCCUGCUCACCUUCAUGAUUGCUGCCACCUACAACUUCGCCGUCCUUAAACUCAUGGGCCGAGGCACCAAGUUCUGAUCUCCUGUAGAAAUGUCCCUUUCUCUAAUAGCGAGGCUCUAACCACACAGCCUACAGUGCUGCGUCUCCCAUGUUAACUCUUGCCUUUGCCACUGACUGGCCCUCUUCUUACUUGACGAGUGUAACAAGAAAGGAGAGUCUUGUGGUGAUUAAUGUCUCUCUCUGGACUCUCCCCUCUUAUGUACCUCUUUUAGUCAUUUUGCUUCACAGCUGGUUCCUGCUAGAAAUGGGAAAUGCUUCAGAUGGUGACUCCCCAACUGCAAGUCACAAAGGAAUGGAGGCUCUAAUUCAAUUUUCAAGCAUCUCCUGAGGACCAGGAAGUGUUUUCUCUUCAAAGGGCACUUCCACUGAUGGAAACAAAGUGGAAAAAAAGAUGCUCAGGUAGAGAGAAGGGAUGUACCUGGUCCCCUUGACAUCUAUUGGGGCCAAAUAUAUUCUCCUUGAUGUACAAAACAGAGAACCCACUCCUGUCUCCCUCUUACCACGGAAGAUAGAAGAAAAAAAAGAAUGCCAACAAAACAAUAAAAGCAUUUGCCCAAAUCUACCUAUUGCAGCUGGGAGAAGGGGGUCAAAGCAAGGAUCUUUCACCCAUAGAAAGAGAGCACUGACCCUGAUGGCGAUGGACUAUUUAAGCCCUAACUCAGCCGAUCUUACUUACAGCAUAAGGGAGCGUAGUGUCUGUGUAGACCAAGUGGGCACCUGGCUUUACACCUUAUUAGAGAAAAGAAGCAGGGUAUUGUCAGCAUCUUCUCACUCCCUUUUCCUUGAUAACAGCUACCAUGACAACCCUGUGGUUUCCAAGGAGCUGAGAACAGAAAGAAACUAGCUCAUUAAAAAAAAAAAAAAAAAAAAAAAAAAAGACUGGCCUAAGGAGCAGCAGUUGUUAGUGGCUAACAGUGUAAACUGAGCCAGCCCUCUGGUAGACACAGGAUAGAUAACUCUUUGGAUAGCGUGUCUUUUUUCUGUUAAUUAGUUGUAUACUCUGGCCUCUGUCGUAUCUUCACAAUGGUGCUCUUUUCAUGGGGUAUUAUCCAUUUGGUCAUAGAAGAUGAUUUGAAGAUCUUGAUUUGUUUCCGAAUGAUGCGUAUUUCACAUUUACCAGUUUGUUUAUCACUUGUUUGGGGUUGUACCAGAAAGGUCUAGAGAAUGAUUCUUUGAUAAUGAUUCCUUAGCAAAUGGACAUUGAACGUUAAACAUUGCAAAUAAUAUUUAAAAUUGGCUAGUUCCAUACAUCCACUAGAUUUUCUCCAAAUUAUUCUGCUCUUUGCAGAAACGGAUUUGGUGAAUUUGAACCUCAAUUUGAAUAACCUAUUUGAUUGUUCUUUUUAAGCUAAUGGGGGAUGAUUUGAUUUAGCAGUGCUAACUCAAUGUGUUAAAGAGUCAGGUUUAACAUAUAGGUUAUUCUCUCCUAGUAUGGAUCACUUAAUAGAAUGCCCCAGCCAUCAGCUAUUCAGUUGGUAAGCUUCCAUGGAAACAGAAAGGUGGAAAGAGUUGGAAACCUGAAUAACUCCCAGGUUUCAGGCUUCUCUUUCUGUGUUUGUUAACUUUGGGUUAAAAAAGAAAAGGCUGAUUGGUCUUUAUGGAAAGAGAUCUUACAGAUAUGACUGUAGGUGGCUCUUUUGUUGUAAAGAGUUGUUUUUUUCCCCCCAAAGUUGGUUCAGCAAUGUUAAGGAGAAGUAAGAUGUUUGCAAAAAGAUACUUAAUAUUUGUUUUCAGACCAGUAUACAAGAUAAGCUUCCAGGCUGCAUAGAGGGAGGAGAUGGAAAAGGUUCUGUAAGAAACCAAUCAAGAUCAAGGAAAGUGAAGUAAUCCAUAUCUUGUGUUUUGUUUUGAUUUAAUAACAUAACAAAUAACCAACCCUUCCCUGAAAACCUCCCACGCAUACAUACACACAUAUACACACACAAAGAGAGUUAACUGAAAGUGUUUCCUUCAUUUCUGAUACAGAAUUUCAAUUUUAACACACAUAAAGGAUAAACUUUUAGGAACUUAUCUUACAAAAUGAAUUUUAUAAAAUUAAAGAAAAAUAAAAUUAAGAAUGUUCUCAA